AUGGUCAACUUUUAUUUGAUCAACUUCUUCUUGGCCUCUACGGCCAUUUUCUCAGCUAUCGUUGCCUUAGGGCUUUUUGUUUAUGUCAUCUACAACCAUUCUGACAGUGUGGUCAGUAAGUUCUUAAUUAAAUCCGUCUUCAUGUUGAGUUGAUUCAGCCCGAAGUGGAAGAAACGCUCAAAUAUCCGAUAUCAGAUCACAGAUCCCAAUGGAGUCGAUGGGAUUGGAGAGUAUGAGUAAGCCGAAAAGACAAGCAGAAUACGACUUUGAGACCAUCGAACAGCCUUCGUCGUCUACCACCGAAUACAGCUCUUACGAGACCAUCGAACCUCUGGCCGAGAAGAUAAUCGUCCAUCCAGAAUGUCAUUCCUCUGACGGAAAAUGCUGA
Molecule: messenger RNA, 388 nt
Organism: Bursaphelenchus xylophilus (pine wood nematode)
Lineage: Eukaryota; Metazoa; Nematoda; Chromadorea; Rhabditida; Aphelenchoididae
Source: the annotation of a GenBank genome assembly